This is a messenger RNA of Photinus pyralis (common eastern firefly), 1571 nucleotides long. RefSeq names its product phenoloxidase-activating factor 3-like. Gene Ontology annotation, molecular function: serine-type endopeptidase activity. The coding region runs from base 124 to 1407 and encodes 427 amino acids. Gene Ontology annotation, biological process: proteolysis. NCBI's taxonomy places the organism in Eukaryota, Metazoa, Arthropoda, Insecta, Coleoptera, Lampyridae. The transcript has 5 exons. The record is from RefSeq and is a predicted model, not a curated record.
UUCUACUGGAAUCCCCCACAUCUUCUUUAUAUAAAAACAAGAACACCGCGCCAAUCUCACCAUUAGAAAAUAUUGUGUGGUGUCAAUCUUAUCGUGGUAAUUUAAAUUUAAAUAGCACUCGCUAUGACGAAUCUCAAUUUCAUUCGAGUAGUCUUGUUGGUUUUAGUAUCAGUAAGUUCGGCAGUUAGUGCAGCUCACGUCGCUAUUAAUUGCAUACCUUUGGUUAAAUGUCCACAAUUACUUCACCUAGUACAAACAGAUCGAGAUUCUACCGAAACUAUUAAAAUUCUUCGAAGUUCGCAUUGUGGUUACAAUGGUAGGGAACCCAAAGUGUGGUGCAUCCAAGUGUACCCAGCUUGUAAAACACCAAACGGCAAAUCCGGACGUUGUAUGGAUGCUUCAAAAUGCGAGGUGCUGCAAGAUUUAAUUGCGAGCGAAGACGAUUUGUCCAAUGUAGUGAAGUACAUGAAAAACGCCAAGUGUAAGGCGGCUAGUUUUGACAGUGGCAGCGAGCCAGUAUGUUGCCCCCCCGAUAGUGACAUACGAAUUAAUGAAAAGCCCAAAGUUCUCCCCGACCCUGAGCGAGAGGAAUGCGGUCAUCAACUCAAUUCGAAAGUCAUUGGGGGCAAAAGUACAGACUUAGAUGAAUUUCCUUGGGCCGCACUGAUUCAGUAUCAAUGGAAAUCCGUGUACAGCACUAAUUGUGGCGGUACUUUAAUUAGUAGAAGAUACGUUGUAACUGCUGCCCAUUGUGUGGAUAGGGCGGCUAUUAGAACCGUAGGCAACAUUGCAAAUGUUAUUCUUGGAGAAUAUGACACAAGAAACGAAACAGACUGUGUACAUUUCCACGGCAGGCAGUGGUGCGCUGAUCCACGUUUAGUCGUUCCUGUACAAGAAAUUAUUAUUCACCCUCAUUGGAACCAAAAACCUCCUGCUACGGUCGACGGCGACAUUGCACUUGUGCGACUAGCUUAUGACGUUCGAUUUACUGACUACAUCCAACCAAUUUGCUUACCAGCAGCAUCGACUUUGUUUCAAGAUGGGACACAAUUAUUUGUUACUGGAUGGGGCCAAACUGAAACAGAUGACGCUAGUUUCGUUAAACUGAAAACAUUACUACCUGUGGCAAAUAAAGCGGAGUGUGUUCGUAAAUAUAAACAAGAUAAGAGACUAUCAGUAGGUGACGGAAUGAUAUGUGUGGGCGGUGAAGCAGGAAGAGACAGUUGUUCAGGAGAUUCCGGCGGUCCCUUGAUGUAUCCAUCUAUAAAAUUGGGAGUGCCUACGUGGUAUUUGACAGGGGUUGUUUCAUUUGGUCCUAAUCAACCAUGUGGGAUUAAGGGCUACCCCGGUCUGUACACUCACGUAUCAAAAUAUGUCGAGUGGAUACAAGAAACUGUUCAAACGUGACCGCAAAUGUACAUUCUGAAACCAACAUCACAAAAGUGAAGGUAAACCUUUACAAAAACAUGGAGAGAGAAUUGGAGAGUGAUAUAAUUUAUUAACUAAAAUGUUAUUUUGUUUAUUAAUUGGUGUUACUUAUUGGGCAAUUAAAUUGACAUCUAAUUAUUGAA